Molecule: messenger RNA, 1101 nt
Organism: Clonostachys byssicola
Lineage: Eukaryota; Fungi; Ascomycota; Sordariomycetes; Hypocreales; Bionectriaceae
Source: the annotation of a GenBank genome assembly
AUGACCAUCUUCCACGUCGACGCCUCGGACGCGGCCAAAUUCCAAAACGACCUGAACCAAGCUAUCCAACGAGGUAGCAUGAUCACUCUCACAGGUGUUAACUGGGCCGGCGGAGAAUUUUGGGUCGAGUCCGCAUUGGAAAAUGCAGGCUUCCUAUCCGCCACCGUGUUUUGGCCGACAUCUGGUGCUCCGAUCCUGCGAGUAGACUUCUGGGAACAUGGCAAGGCCGUAAAGGCUAUCGCUUGGUUCAAUGAACGUACUAUUGAUGGGAAUAAGCUCACUGCCGAGUUCCAUGAGGAUACACCACCCGAGCAUACCCGAAACACACCGGCGAAAGCCAGCGACUCUCUCCCAGCUCCGCAGUCUGAACCCCAAACCGGCAUCCGGCGUCGGGCUCUCCGGUUUGGCAGGGCGAGGCAGAUCGAGCCGAGCCUCAAUUGGCAUGAGCCACGGGACUUGCGGAGAUGCGAAAGACCCAUGGACAUCCUCACCGCCGAAGGUCCACUUGAAGACAUCGGGAGGUUCUUCCCGCGAACUUUCGAGAUGUAUUCCCGACUGUUUGGCGGCAUCCCUAGCUCACACGGGCUUGUCAAAAUCGAAGGCGGGAAACUGGUACCAACCCCAGAACAGGCGAAAGCCUGCGUCUCGUUCUAUAAACCAGAGAAGGAGGGGGAUCCUAAAUAUCUGAACAAUGUCGAGGCCGCCAAACGCGAGCUGGUUGUCACAUCUCCAGGCUUCGUGAUCCCGUACCCACGCGGCCCCUUGAACGGGGUGGGCUGGGGCGAAUUCGACAAGUUCACCGAGUGGCAGCUCCAAGGUCGCAAGGUUGAGCCCGACAUGCUGGACAAGGAUCUGGCUUUCGACAAGGGCAGCACUCGCCCUCUUGUCUUUGUCUCCCCGGCCGGUGAACCGCAAGAGGAGCCUAUUGUGGUUACCGAGACCCUCGGUAAUGCUGAACAGGAAAGUGAACGAAUGAAGACUCUGUCAGAGUUACUCACGAACAAGAGGAAGAGAACUGAGACUAGAGGGGAAAUCUAUGGACGUCCCCGUCCCCGUGGUGGUCGCGGUGGCCGUGGCGGACAAGGAAUUGGAUGGCCUUAA